Messenger RNA from Fonsecaea monophora, 1632 nucleotides. RefSeq lists its product as hypothetical. The record is from RefSeq and is a predicted model, not a curated record. Bases 1 to 1632 code for a protein of 543 amino acids. The transcript has 2 exons. NCBI's taxonomy places the organism in Eukaryota, Fungi, Ascomycota, Eurotiomycetes, Chaetothyriales, Herpotrichiellaceae.
AUGUUCGUUCUUAACGAGGACCCCCGCUCGAAGAAGCGGCAAAGAGACACUGAUGAAUCUGUCCCUAAAGACAGCCCUGAGGACCCUCCAUCCGCAAAGAGAAGGACACGCACUUCAGAAGCUGGAACAUACCAGUGGCACCGUCCUCCAAGCUUCUGGAAUAGGCUCUCCAAGGUCCAUUUGAGUCGGGGUGCAUUGAGAGAGUUCGACCGCAGGACUUCGAGAGCCGAACAACGAGCGUUGACGCUACAUUCCAGCAUCAACACCUCAUCUAGACCUGGGACGAAAAGCGUGAAGCGAUUUUCACGACACGGCGGACCUGACUUAAGCCAUAUUCGAGGAUUUGCCAUUCUUGCUGACCAGGGCGACGCCAUGAGUCCAUCUAAUUCAAGCCGAAAGCGUUCGUCUGCAUCCAGCGGCAGUGGUGCAACCAGCAAGACCGGCAAGUCUUCUUACGAUCCCAACUUCGAGCAGAACUUGAUCGAUGGCGGAAUAUAUCCACACAACCGAGGUUCAAAACCCAACAAUGCCAAAGAUAUUAGGGAUGAUAUGGCCAAGCCUCGAGCUUCCUUGUCUCCUUCGCGAUUCGGUGACGAGGACUUUAAUGCGUUUGUGGAUCUUUGUGACAGAGCAGGCGAUGAAGCGACUGUACGGGCCGAAAUUAUAUCCAUUAUUGCGGGCGAAUCGAGGAAACAGUAUAAUUCCGCAGCCGACCGCCAAUUCAAUCAUCUAGAGCCGCUCGCCGAGGACCUACCAAAGCCCGUGCCGGACUUAUACGACGGCGCUUUUCCCCAGCAGAUUAAUCAACGCGUCCGCCGUGAUCUCGGAAAGCACAUUAUCCCAUCUAACAACACCUCUUUACCGGCGGCACCAAACUUUUUCCUAGAGGGAAAGAGUGCGGGCGGUCGUGCCGACGUCGCAAAGCGGCAAGCUUGUUACGACGGGGCUGUCGGCGCCCGGGCAAUGCACAGUCUACAGAACUACCAAGUGGUAGAACCCAUAUAUGAUGGCAACGCCACUAGUUACUCAGCCACCUACCACCAAGGCACCGCAACGCUGCAACUCUAUACUCACCACCUAACCGCGCCUAAGGCGCCUGGAGAACCACCCGAGUGCCAUAUGACACAACUGGAUGGAUUUCAAAUGACUGGCAACAGGGAAACAUUUGUGAAAGGAGCCGCUGGUUUCCGCCACAACCGAGACCGGGCCAAAACCGAUCGAGACAAUUUCAUCGAGCGCGCAAAUCAAAAAGCCCGAGGCGCACCUGCGGAUACUCCGUCAACCACAUUGACGGACAGCCGUACAUCUCGGUCCGUGCUUCAAGAGGAGGAAUCAGAUACUUCUCCUGAUGAGCUCGUUGCCGAGCGAACAACCGCCAAACGCACGAGACAUGCUACUGUGGGACAACCAACGCACGCUGCUAUGCCACUCACGGCAGCGCCCUUCUCAACCAGGUAUCUCAGUCAUGAGCUUACGACCUCUCGGCAGCCACCGACAGGUGCACACUGUGUGCAAUCCAAUCCACGUCCACGGGCCUCAAUUAAAGAUGGAAAACCCCGGAGGCAGAUCAGACCGACGCAGAAGGUCUUGGAUAGCACUUAUGUUGAUGGGUUUCGCGAGCGGAGACGGUGA